AACAGUGGAUCUGUGUGCCAUUUAUGAUGACCAACCCAAACUCAAUGGACAUCACUCUGACCGCAUUCAACGAGACGUUCCAGGCCCCCUGGGUCGGCAAGCUGGAGCUUAGAGACGCGGGGAAGUGGAUUGACGACUUCAUGGUCCUGGCUCUGGGAGGCCUGGCCUAUCAGGCCUUCUACCAGAGGAUCCUAUCAGCGUCGUCCUACACCCAGGCUCAGGUCACCUGCUUCGCCUCCUCAGCUUUCUGCCUGGUGCUGGGCAUCCCGUCUGUCUUGGUGGGGGCUGUCGCUGCAUCCACAGACUGGAACCUGACUAGCUAUGGUUCUCCGACCCCAUACGAGCGUGGCCAGGCCGGGUCCAUCCUCCCCAUCGCCCUGCAGUACCUCACCCCCUCCUACGUCUCCAUCAUCGGCAUCGGGGCCGUCUCUGCCGCCGUGAUGUCAUCCAUGGACUCCGCCCUCCUCAGCUCCGCCUCCAUGUUCUCCUCCAACAUCUACAAGAACAUCAUCAGGAAUCAGGCCUCAGACAGGGAGAUACAGUGGGUGAUCCGUACCUCGGUGGUGGUGUGUGGCCUGGCGGGGACGGCCCUGACCUUCCUGGAUAACAGUGUUCUGGUUUUCUGGCUGGUGGGCGUCGACAUGUCAUACACAAUCAUGUUCCCACAGCUUGUCUGUGUCCUCUUCUUCAAGGUGUCCAACGGCUACGGUGCCAGUGUGGGGUAUCUCCUAGCGUUGGUCCUCCGUAUCCUGAGUGGGGAACCCCUCAUCAACCUUCCCCCUGUCAUCCACUUCCCUGGGUUCAGGAAGGACGCGGAGGGCGUGAUGACCCAGUUCUUCCCGUUCCGUACCACCAUCAUGUUGACGUCUCUCUGCUCCAUCCUCGUCGCCUCCGGCGUCACCUCCGUCAUCUUCAACAAGGGCCUGCUGUCGGAGAGGUGGGACGUGUUUCAGAUCAAGAGGUCGCAGGCCAAAGUGACAGCGCUGACCAGGGUUAAGAAAGAAGAGAGUAAAAAGGACUGUGUGGAGGCCAAGGAGGCGGUGGUGAACAAGCAGCUUCUGGACACCAGCUGCUGGACAGAGGGGGACGAUGGAAACUGAGGACGGCCAUGGGUGGAUUGAGUGGGUGAGCAUCACAGGAGGCUGCUGAGGGGCCAUGUUGAGGCAAAGGGUUUUGUUUGGUCGGGCGGGCUAACAUUUUGUGUUUCUGCUGAGGACUCUAAGGAUUUUGGAGACGGGAGGAUGGUCGAAAAACACGCAACAACAACAACAACAACAACAACAGAAAGAACACCCAUUAUGACAUCAUAAAGCAUUGUGUUGCUGGUAAAAAAAAAUGUCCAGACACUCGGCAGUUUCCAGUGACCCGGGCUAGUUACACAAAAACAAUGUCGCGAAGACCAACGGCAGCUCUGGGAGAGACGUUCUAAUGAACGGCAUUUCCUGUUCCACAAGGGGUGGAGUUUUAUUUUGUCUGACUUUCUUUAUUGCGACAAAUGAUCGAAACUGUGUUUUUUUUUUCAAAUCAACAAUGAUUUUGCCGAAUAACUUUUAAAAGGUACACGGGGCACGUGAUGUCAAAGCAGUUUAUACCCUACGGUUCUAAAUGCCUACUGCUUGCUAAAUCUAUUUUUUAAACUACAACGUUUUUUAUGUUUAUUUGCAGGGAAAAGGAUUGUCUUGACUUUCCAGAAUGCCUGAAUUGCCCUCGCUUUGCUUUUCUGAUUGGCUGGAUGCAAGUUUCACCAUCCAAUUAUUACAGAUCUACAGGAGAGGACGUUUCACCGUGGCAACAACUAGGCACAUGAGAAUGAUUCAAAUAUGGCAACUAUUAGUCAAUUCUCACGCAAAAUGUGUUGUUGUAGGUGUGAACUCACUACGUCCAGUUGUUAUCAACACAAGACAUUUGAAAGGAAACACACCUUAACAGGCAUCUGUCUUCUAGUCCAACUUUCUACAUCUCGACAAAAGUUCAUGGACAUUUUUUUGUGUGUGUUUGUUUGUGUUUUGUGGGUCAGUUUUGACCCUGUGAUUUGGGGGGUGAAGGGUAGAGACUGAGAAACAACUAUCCGAUUGAUCCUCUCUGAAUAUAACUUGUAUACUGUAACUCUGGCUCCCUAGUGGCUGUAUCGCAUCCGGCCGUGAUUGGACGGCACACAGUUGUCCCAGCGUCGUCCGGGUUUGGCCGGGGGAGGCCGUCAUUGUAAAUAAGAAUUUGUUCUUAACUGCUCUUAAUUGUUCUUAACUGACUUGCCUAGAUACUCCUCUCCACCCCCCCUCCUCUUUCUCCUUCACCUCAUCCCCUCUACUCCCCUUUUUCUCCUUCCACUCUCUACCCCUCUCUGGCCAGAUCCAGCAACGCAAACAAAACCUUUCUCUGUUUUCUAAGAGGUUUUUGUACAGUAUAGUUGUGUUCUAUGGUUCUAUAUGCAGAGCUGUGGUUUACAUGGAGGUCCAACAUCUUUUUGUUUGUGUGUUUUUAUUUUAAUUUUCAUACCAAACAAAUUGUUGUACAGAGAGAACCUCUCUAUUUCUGAACUCCAAAUGUACAAGCCCCUAAUUCCUAGGUCCUACACCCUUUAAACUAGGGCCCUACACCCUAGCCCCUUUAAACUAGGCCCCUACACCCGAGCCCCUUUAAACUAGGCCCCUACACCCUAGCCCCUUUAAACUAGGCCCCUACACCCUUUAAACUAGGGCCCUACACCCUAGCCCCUUUAAACUAGGCCCCUACACCCUAGCCCCUUUAAACUAGGCCCCUACACCCUAGCCCCUUUAAACUAGGGCCCUACACCCUAGCCCCUUUAAACUAGGCCCCUACAGUCUAGCCCCUUUAAACUAGGGCCCCCACCCUAGCCCCUUUAAACUAGGCCCCUACACCCUAGCCCCUUUAAACUAGGCCCCUACACCCUAGCCCCUUUAAACUAGGGCCCUACACCCUAGCCCCUUUAAACUAGGCCCCUACAGUCUAGCCCCUUUAAACUAGGGCCCCCCACCCUAGCCCCUUUAAACUAGGGCCCUACACCCUAGCCCCUUUAAACUAGGCCCCUACAGUCUAGCCCCUUUAAACUAGGGCCCCCUACCCUAGCCCCUUUAAACUAGGCCCUGCAGUCUAGCCCCUUUAAACCAGGGCCUGACAUCCUAGCCCCUUUAAACUAGGCCCCUACAGUCUAGCCCCUUCAAACUAGGCCCCUACACUCUAGUCCCUAUGCCUUAGCUUCUACUACUUAGCCCCUACAUCUUAGCCCCUAGAUGUCAAACUCAUUCCACGGAGGGCAGAGUGUCUGCAGGUUUUCGCUGCUGCCUUGUAUUUGACUGAUGAAUUAAGGUCACUAAUUAGUAAGGAACUCCCCUCACCUGGUUUCCGAGGGCUUAAUUGAAAGGAAAAACCUAAAACCAGCAGACAACGAGGCCCUCCAGAGAAUGAGUUUGACACCCCUGUCCUAGACACUCCUAUGGAUCUCAUAUUAGCAUCACGGUGACGCUUUCAUCUGGCCUUUUUAUGAUUGGCUGGGUGGAACUGUUACCCUAAUGCUUCCACCAAUCAGAUCCUCUCAGAUCUACAGUAGUGGCCAGGAGGGAGGGGCUACAGUGCCUGAUUUGGAAUUCAGAAUGUUUGAGUGACAGUUGUAGAAGAGGUCUAUUAUAUCGUUUCCUUGAUUUCAUUGGAAAUACAUUUUUCACUUUACCUGACAUUGACUGUAUCACAAAGCGACACCAUAUGUAUGUGUGUAUAUAUAUAUAUAUGUAUGUGUGUAUAUAUAUAUAUAUGUAUGUGUGUAUAUAUAUAUAUAUGUAUGUGUGUAUAUAUAUAUAUAUGUAUGUGUGUAUAUAUAUAUGUAUGUGUGUAUAUAUAUAUAUAUAUGUAUGUGUGUAUAUAUAUAUAUGUAUGUGUGUAUAUAUAUAUAUAUAUGUAUGUGUGUAUAUAUAUAUGUAUGUGUGUAUAUAUAUAUAUAUAUAUGUGUGUAUAUAUAUAUAUACAGCACCAGUCAGACGUUUUGGACACACCUACUCAUUCAAGUGUGUUUUCUUUAUUUGCACUAUUUUUGUCAUUGUAGAAUAAUAGUGAAGACGUCAAAACUAUGGAAUAACACAUAUGGGAUCAUGUAUAUUCUUCAAAGUAGCCACCCUUUGCCUUGAUGACAGCUUUGUACACUCUAGGCAUUCUCUCAACCAGCUUCAUGAAGUAGUCACCUGGAAUGCAUUUCAAUUAACAGGUGUGCCUUGAGGCAGUCUAUACUAUUAACCAGGAUCCAGUUUCCGAUUAACUUAGCCUUAAGAUGCUUUUUUUGGGACAUCGGCUCCUGGACCCAAAGGGCUCUGGUCUAAAGUAGUACACUACAUAGUGAAUAGGGUACCUAUUGGGACACAACCAGUAAGAACAAACAUGCUUUAGCUAGUUAUUGAAUGAUGUGUUUAGUUUCCCUGCGACAUGAACAGAACUGAUACAGCACUGAGGACCCUGCGGACGGACGACCAGGCCUUUUUUAUACGUGUGAAUUGUGAUUUGUAAUAUACUCUUGCACUGUACAGUCUUCGCUUUAGAUAUUAUGAAGUAUAUAUUAUAUACUGUUUUAUCAAAGAGCAACAUGUAGCCAAAGAACAGUUCUGUUGCAAAAUGCUUCUUAAAAAUGGAAGCAAAUGAAAAAGAGGAGGGACUUAAGGGUCGUACCUCCAGGGUCGUGUUCAUUAGGCACCGAACGGACUGAAACAGGGAAGGACUACCUGGACUAUUUUUCAUUGUGUGUUGCAAAUCCCUAUCCAUUUAGUGUCCUAAUGAACACAACCCAGUUGUGUUAUGUACUUAGUUAGCACAUGUAGUUGAAUUCAAAAAGCAUCGGUGGUAUUCUGUGCAGCAGUAUGGAGGCUUUAAUCAGUGGGGGAAGACUGGAGAGCUGUAGAUGGGAGGCUUUAAUCAGUGGGGGAAGACUGGAGAGCUGUAGAUGGGAGGCUUUAAUCAGUGGGGGAAGACAGGAGAGCUGUAGAUGGGAGGCUUUA
Molecule: messenger RNA, 4997 nt
Organism: Oncorhynchus keta (chum salmon)
Lineage: Eukaryota; Metazoa; Chordata; Actinopteri; Salmoniformes; Salmonidae
Product: high affinity choline transporter 1-like
Exons: 5
Coding region: 24-1100 (358 amino acids)
Biological process (GO): choline transport; transmembrane transport; acetylcholine biosynthetic process
Cellular component (GO): plasma membrane
Molecular function (GO): choline:sodium symporter activity
Source: RefSeq, a predicted model, not a curated record